Molecule: messenger RNA, 930 nt
Organism: Prosopis cineraria
Lineage: Eukaryota; Viridiplantae; Streptophyta; Magnoliopsida; Fabales; Fabaceae
Exons: 2
Coding region: 1-930 (309 amino acids)
Source: RefSeq, a predicted model, not a curated record
AUGGGGGUCCAAGAAAUGGUUGCAAUAUUUUUAAAUACGCUUGCACAUGGGUUAGGAAAUAGGAUGGCACAAGAAAGGUUUCAACGCUCAGGAGAAACUAUUAGCAGGCACUUUCAUGAUGUUUUAUCAGCUUGUAAUAUGCUUGCAAUGGAAUGUAUCAAGCCACAAGAUCGAACAUUUCGUCAUAUAUCAACAAAAUUGCAAAAUGAUAAACGAUAUUGGCCUUUUUUUAAAAAUGCAAUUGGAGCAAUUGAUGGUACACAUAUUCCAUGUGUGGUCAAUGUUAGUGAACAACAAAAAUAUAUUGGAAGAAAAGGAAUUCCAACACAAAACGUAAUGGCGGUUUGUGAUUGGGACAUGUGUUUCACAUUUGUCUUGGCUGGAUGGGAGGGUACUGCACAUGACUCUCGCAUAUUUCAACAUGCUCUCACAACUCCUUCAAUGAACUUCCCACAUCCACCUUCAGGUAAAUAUUAUUUGGUGGAUGCUGGCUAUCCAAACCCAAAUGGAUAUGUUGGACCGUAUAGACGUGAGCGCUAUCAUCUUUCUGAUUUUAGGAGGUCAUCUUCAUUUGCAAAUAAUAAUGAGGUCUUCAAUUAUUAUCAUUCAAGUUUAAGGUGCACCAUAGAAAGAACUUUUGGGGUUUGGAAGAAUAGAUUUGCAAUUUUACGCCAUAUGCCUAACUAUGAUUAUGAUACACAAGUUCAAAUUGUUGUUGCAACAAUGGCAAUACAUAAUUUCAUUAGAAAACAGUCUGAUUCUGAUUAUGAAUUUAUGCGUCAUGAAACAGAAGACCACAUAGAGCAUGAAGAUAAUGAUCAUGUUGAUGACUAUUCAUCCUUGCCUUCAUCUACAACAUCCUCAUCAGAUAUGGCUCAUCUUCGUGAUGUUAUUAGAGAUCAGAUAGUUUAUUAUCUCCCAAGUCAUUAG